Molecule: messenger RNA, 1422 nt
Organism: Branchiostoma floridae (Florida lancelet)
Lineage: Eukaryota; Metazoa; Chordata; Leptocardii; Amphioxiformes; Branchiostomatidae
Product: serine/arginine repetitive matrix protein 2-like
Exons: 3
Coding region: 1-1422 (473 amino acids)
Source: RefSeq, a predicted model, not a curated record
AUGGAGAAAAAACAUAGGUCCAGGAGGAAGUGUUCCGUGUGUCGCCUUCCAGUGAAGGGUCACCCGGGCCCUUGUGGCCCUGGCAACUGUGUAUACGAACAAGCGCCGGGCUCGUCUGAUGAAGACUUUUUCUACCGGUUGAGGAAUGAGAGGAGGCUACAAGACAGAGUCAGUCAACUCAGGAGAGAAAGUAAAUUGGAGGACAUUGCAAGGAGUGCAUGGUCAACAGCUACUUCAGAUGAUGGGGAAGACAAAGUUGAAUACAGACCCACAUCCGUUCCUGCCAAGACAUUUCCCCGGUCGCCGGGAUCUUCUCGUGGGAACCAGGCUCGGCAAGCCAGGGCACGCAGUGAGCCAGCGAAGAUUUCCCGCCGUAAGCCAGCGAGCACAGGGGCACAGGACGGCGAGUCGACCGAAUCCGAGGACUUACAGCGCUAUACGGUGAAAGAUCUCAGAUCGUCCAAGGGGUUGGUCAAGGAGGUGGACCAAGUUCUGGAUGAUCUGUUGGACCCAACAUCGCGUCCGCGGUACAAGAAGAGCGCUAGGUACAAACGCUCUGCUGGGGUUAGAGCUGAAACCCCCUCAGAUACCUCAUCGUCAAGCAGCAGUGAGGACCCGGGCCCGCGCGGAGCACGCUCGGCUCGCCCGCGUAGUUCAAGACCAGACAAACACCACAAGGCACGGAGCCUGAGUCGAUCAAGGAAGACAAGAGCCCAUUCACCUCACAGACACAAGGUGCAGAGCUAUAGCCGCCAGCCUUAUAGUUCGGACACUUCGUCUUCCCGUUCGCGUGGCAACAAGAGAAGUAACAGGUACAAACGCUCCACAAGUAUUCGAGCGAAUGCCCCAUCAAGGCCCUCUGAUUUCUCGUCGACUAGCAGCCAAGAGGAUCUCCCAAGCAGAGCCCGUUCGGCCCGGCCACGUUUUUCUAGACCAGACAAGUACCACAAGAAACGAAGCCCGAGUCGACCAAGGAAGUCUAGAGCUCGUACGCCUCACAGACGCAAGUCACGGACGCACGCCCGCCAGCUUAGUUCGGACACUUCGUCUUCCCGGUCACGUUCAAGGGACAGGCGAAAGAAAUCAGUGCUUGCCUACAAGUCCGCAACAUUCAGGAGCAUCAUGCGAGCAAAGACUGCCCGUACAGAGACCCUGCCUUUCGCCUCGCGCAAACCAUGCAAGCGGAGGCUGGGAGAGGCACCGCCCCUCCCCCAGCUCAGGCCGGCGGCGCCAGUGGACAAAGACAAGGCGAUCGAGUUGCAUCGGGCCGUGUGUGAGAGCGCGUGUUACAACUUUGAAGGCGCACGUAUACCGGAUCUCCCGAUGUUACAAAGGCUGGAGGCCCUGGAGAGGGCGUAUAUGGCGGAUGGGGUGAGGGAGGCCCUGGAACAAGUACUUGACCUGGCUAAGGCGCCGUCUUAA